AUGGAUGGGAUUGUGGACCACGUGAACGGUGCACGCUUGGAUUCCAGUGUUCCUGGACUGGGAGCGUCAAGCGGCAACGGGACAGCGACAGAGCGGCUCAUCUUAUCACCCCGAACCAGACUGGUUCUGGAGAUCCUGAUGGUGCUGAUGUGUGUCGGUGCUGUGACAGGUAACAUACUCGUCAUUGUGACCGUGGCUGCAACCAAGACGUUCCACUCGGUGACGUCCGUGCUGAUCAUCAACCUGGCCAUCAGCGACCUCCUAGUGGGCGUGGGAGUAAUGCCUUUUGUGGCCCUGUCAAUCACGAACCCCGGCUGGGUGGGCAGCACCGACCUGUGUCUGUAUGUGGGUUACACCUCCUCGGUGUACUGCACCGCGUCCGUGCUGACGCUUGCCGCUAUCGCCCUUGACCGCUACCACGCCAUCGUGGACUGCCUGCGCUACAGCUCCCGCUGCACCCUGUGGAGGACCUGCGCCGUGGUCUUGUGGAUCUGGCUGCAGGCCCUGGCCUCCAGCUGCCCCCCUCUGCUGGGCUGGAGCUCCGUCAGCUACGUGGACCCCGUGUACAGCUGUGCGGUCAACUGGGCCAGCAGCCCCAGCUACACGGCCCUUAUGGCUGCCCUCUCCUAUCUCAUACCGGCUGCAGUCAUCUUCUUCUGCUAUUUUAACAUAGUUAAGGUGGCCCAGAGUCACGCCAGGAGGAUCCACACCUUGGAAGACCACCUUCUGCGUGGCAGGAGGACCAUCACGUCGGACCUCUCGUCCUUCCAGCAUUGCGGAAAUCCCAGCAGUCCCUCCAGACUGGUCUACCACCUCAGUGGACGGUUUAUAUCUGAGGUCCACAGUGAGAAGAGCACUGUGGACCCCCCCCUCUCUGACUCCGCCGACCCACAGUCCUCCUCCAGCCCUACUUCCCGACGUUCGUUCUCCUUCCUGGCUCAGAGGGCCUUGCCGCCGCCGCCACACCCCCAGCAGACUGCCCAGCAACAGCACCACCACCACCACCCCGGAGUGGUGCGUCUUUUCCUGGUCAUCUCAGCUUUCUUCCUGUGCUGGACCCCUUACAUGGGUGUGGCGUUGGUUCAGGCCACAGAGACUGCCCUAUCAGGAACAACCAGCCUCCUCCCACCCGCUGCCGUUACCUUCUCCUAUUGGCUGCUGUUGCUGAACUCGGACAUCAACCCUCUCCUGUACGCUCUACUGAGCAAGCGCUACCAGGGGGCCCUGCAGAGCCUGAAGCAGAAACUAAGCGCCCGCCUGGGGACCGUGGUGGGGAGGGCAAGGGAGGUCGCUGCUGAGGCAGCCGAGGGCAGAGGCAGCGGCCCGUGCACACUGAGCACCCAGCACCCCCGCCCCUGCUCCACCUCGGAGACUUCCGCCGGCCACGAGGCCGGCCAUCCCUCCCCCGUUUUCACCGUUGACACCCGCUUUAAGCAGCACUCCGGCGAGCCCCUCUGCGACGCGUUUCUCCCUGGCGGCAGCUCUCCGUCCUGCCCCCUGCGGCGAGACUCCGGUUGUGACAGGCCGCUGGAUUGCCUGCAGGUCCCGUGUCCGACAGAGGGGGGCAGCAGACUACCUUUCUCCGCCCUCACCACGGAGACACAAGCCACUUUUUUCUACGGCCAGAUCACAGUGAGAGUGGAGCAUGACGUCUGCUAG
This is a messenger RNA of Lampris incognitus (smalleye Pacific opah), 1659 nucleotides long. RefSeq names its product 5-hydroxytryptamine receptor 1D. The record is from RefSeq and is a predicted model, not a curated record. Gene Ontology annotation, biological process: G protein-coupled receptor signaling pathway. Gene Ontology annotation, molecular function: G protein-coupled receptor activity. The transcript has 3 exons. NCBI's taxonomy places the organism in Eukaryota, Metazoa, Chordata, Actinopteri, Lampriformes, Lampridae. Gene Ontology annotation, cellular component: membrane. The coding region runs from base 1 to 1659 and encodes 552 amino acids.